Molecule: messenger RNA, 309 nt
Organism: Meloidogyne enterolobii
Lineage: Eukaryota; Metazoa; Nematoda; Chromadorea; Rhabditida; Meloidogynidae
Source: the annotation of a GenBank genome assembly
UUUUUGCUCCUCUCAAAAAAUCCUCAAAAAAAUCCUCAAAUGCCUUCACUCACUUUAUCCAAUUUUUUAUAUUUCAUAUUUUUCUUCGUUAAAUGCAAAUUUUCGCGAAGUUUUUUGGUUCCUUUACUUAUUUUAACAAGACUUCGAUUAAUAAAGCUGUCCUUUCUCUUUUCAAAUCCGUCAAAAAAUAGUUUAAAUUCUUCUUUUUCUUUUUCCUUUUGCAGUUUCAAUUUAUCCAAAUCCGCUUGGCUAUUAAAUGUAUUAAUCAAAUCUUCAACAAAAGGAUUUUCAAAAUUUAAGCCAAGAUAA